AUGCAACCACAACUCUCACAGUCUUCGUCAUCCCUCUCGCAGGAUGGCUCGACCACGCCCACGAACUCGAAUUCUAGCGCGAACAAUGCCGCCCGCCGACCUCCCCGAAAGAGCACCCUCACCCAGCAACAAAAGAACCAGAAACGCCAGCGAGCUACGCAAGAUCAGCUCAUGACCCUCGAGGUUGAGUUCAACAAGAAUCCCACACCUACGGCAUUAGUUCGAGAGCGGAUUGCAUCAGAUAUCAACAUGACCGAGCGUUCGGUGCAGAUUUGGUUCCAAAACAGGCGUGCAAAAAUCAAGAACAUUGCCAAGCGAAGUAUCGAAAGCGGCGAGGACUGCGAUAGUAUCCCGGAAUCGAUGCGGCAGUAUCUGGCAAUGCAGGCAUACGGUCCAGGAAAAGGCCUUCCAGCUGGGAUGAUGGGCGGGCGACCUGGCUUUGCUCCUUAUGGUGGCGGCAAUUUUUCACUCAACACCGACUCGUCCUCUGGCAAGGUCGUGAUUCAGCAUUUCCACUGCCGGUCACUCUCCAUUGGUACUUGGCGUCGAGUAGGUCAGAGCACCAUGGACUUGGUCGUGUUCUACUCGCCAGACAAGGCGUGCAUCACUUAUUACAUCAACAACGACUCUGCAGGAUAUAAGAUCGAAUACCCCUUCGCUUGGAUCAAGAACAUCACACUGGAGCAGGGAGAUGUUCUGGCUGCUGCUGAGGGUGCAUCGCAACGCUCGGGCGGUCUGAUCAUCGAAUUGACUAGGCCGCCAAAGUUCUACAUGGACAGCUCCGGCAGCGGCGGCUUCUACGAGUGUGGUGAUUUCACCGAGGACCAGCAAGCGAGUCAGGUCAUGGUGCACCAGCUCGGCGGCCCGUCGAAAGUCCUCAGCGGGCAACUCGCCAAGCUGGUGUCUCUCGAGUCAUACCAGAAUCGACAUGCUCACAACAUGUUUGAUCCAAGUGUAUUUGCUGUCUCUGCUCCCGUCUCGCCCGUUGGCCACCGUCCUGCGAGUCAACCGAACCACUUGAUGCAUCCUCACAGUGGCAUGUUUCUUCAAGCUCCGCCAGAGCCCAAUGCUGGACUAAUGGGACCUCCUGGUCCGCGUGGUCACAAACGCCAGCGAAGUCGGUCCGUGCCAGUCGCUGUUGAUUUCAACAUGCUGCGGAAUGGACCCAUGCCUUCAUUCCUCAUCCAGCACGAAGGUCAGUCUGCACCGCAGCCCAUGCAAGAUCCAAACAUCUUUGCGCCGAUUCCACAACAUCAACAUGCUUUUGCCAACGGGCCUCCUGGCUCACAUCUCAGCAUCGAUACCUCGGCUGGCUACAUGGGCCUCCCGUACAGUGGCGCUCUCUCAGCAACCACUGCCAACUCGCCAAGUGAAUUCGGCACUCCAGGGUUCUUCAGCGCUGCCCCUUCUGCGGAGGGCAUGCACGCUGCACAAUUCAACUCAUCGUUCAACAAUGGCUUCUUGUCUGUUGAUGCUGGCGCUAUGAUCGGCACUAGCAACACUCCGCUUUCAAUGUCGAGCCAUGGUGAUCCUGUCAUCGCGGAUCACUCGCCUCCUCUCAACGGAGUUGGCCGUAGUCAAAGCGCCGAUAUCUUUGGCAACCACGGUGAAGGGUCUCAACUUGGCGAUGAAGGUCUUUACCUCUCGGAGACCUUCAACAAGCAGAUGGCGCUGCCGUUCCGAAGCCCGGGUCUGCAGGAGGACUUUCAAUCGCCCAUGCACGAUGGCAUGUUCAAUUUUCAAUCGCCAUCCAACAGCGGCCAAGACUCUCAGAACAACAUGAACAUGUCCGGCCAGCAGCAAAUGCACUUCCAAUCAAGUCCUCAACACAACGCAGACAGCAGCAACUAUCAGUCGCCAUCCCAGCACCAAAGCUCAAUGCACCAGGACAGCGGCGUCUCCUUUUCCACUCCAUCGCACAUUUCUCACGACCAGUCAUCCAUGUUCAAUAGCCCUCAGGACAACGGAAUGCUGUACCAGGACUCGAAAGCCUAUUCGAGUCCUGGGCACAUGCAACAACUCGCCGAUGAUCAGCAGAUGUUCACCAGUCCGGGUCAUGGCAUGGACAUGAACACGCAGCAGAUGUUAUACGUGGAUCCGCACUCCCUUGGACAGCAACAACAGCAAUAA
Messenger RNA from Zymoseptoria tritici IPO323, 2130 nucleotides. RefSeq lists its product as uncharacterized. The record is from RefSeq and is a predicted model, not a curated record. Gene Ontology annotation, molecular function: RNA polymerase II cis-regulatory region sequence-specific DNA binding; DNA-binding transcription factor activity, RNA polymerase II-specific. Gene Ontology annotation, biological process: cell differentiation; regulation of transcription by RNA polymerase II. NCBI's taxonomy places the organism in Eukaryota, Fungi, Ascomycota, Dothideomycetes, Mycosphaerellales, Mycosphaerellaceae. The transcript is spliced from 2 exons. Bases 1 to 2130 code for a protein of 709 amino acids.